Molecule: messenger RNA, 393 nt
Organism: Eimeria mitis
Lineage: Eukaryota; Apicomplexa; Conoidasida; Eucoccidiorida; Eimeriidae
Source: RefSeq, a predicted model, not a curated record
AUGCUUCUAGCUCCGAACAGCAGCUUUAAGCUGCUGCUGCUGCUGCUGCUGCUGCUCUUCCCCUCCACGCAGCAGCAACUCUCCGUUAACAAUGGCAGCAGCAGCAGCAGCAGCAGCAGCAGCAUGCUGCUGGCUGCUGCCGUAGCAGAGCCGUUGGGGUCCCAGGAGCAGCAGCAGCAGCAACAGCAGCAGCAGCAGCAGCAGCAGCGCAGCAGCAGCAGCAGCAGCAGCUUCAAUGCGACGAAGCAGCAGCAGCAAACGGCGACAUGUCAUGCCCGCGUCUCUCUGCUGCGUCUACCGCAGCAGCAGCAGCACCAGCACCAGCAGCAGCAGCAGCAGCAGCAGCAGCAGCAGAAGAGGAGGGAGCUUGCUGCAGCCUGCUGGCAGCAGUAG